UCUAAAUUCUCUGAAAAAUGUUUGCUUUCUGAGAAAUUUGUAAAAAUUUGAUCUUCUUUUGUUUUUUGGUUUAAAGAUCAUUAAGUUUGGGCUUUACGGUUGGUACUGAAUCUACUGAUAAAAUUGGGGAUCAUCAGCUAAGGUUUAUUCAUACUUUCUUCUUCAGGAACUAGAUCAGAUAUUGAAGGGGAUGCCGUGAGCCUUACUGUCAGGUAAUCGCUACUGAAACUGAACUAGUUUGUAACUAAUUUUUCAAGCAAGAUGACUUCUAUUUAUGAUUGCAACAAUACAUCGUCAGCAUUAGCAUCUCUUCUAGUUAGUAACGUUGAUAUGUUAACCAAGAUUCUAUUGCGUUUACCAGUUAAAUCUCUGCUAGUGUUUAAAUCCGUAUCGAAACAGUGGUUUUCCCUUAUUUCUGAUCCAUUUUUCUGCAACAAAUACAAUAAACUUCAAAAAUCACUUUCAAUCCGGGGCCUAUACACACAAGACGUUUCAUCUUCACCACUGCACGAUAUGCUAUUAUCAUGUGGUGUUUCCUCAAGACUCCAAUACGUUCCCCUCGAUGAAUCCUCAUCCUCUGCCCCCUUCAAAACCCUAGAUUUUAUCAAUGAUCCAUCAGGUAUAAAGAUAGCGCAAUCUUGCAAUGGUCUCAUUUGUUGCAGGAGUAAUCCCAGACCCAUUGACGAUUUAUAUAGUACAUACUACGUCUGCAAUCCAUCUACGAGACAAUAUUGCCCAAUUGUUUGUGAAUCUAAGAAACAUGAGAACGGUUUUGAACAACUUUUUAGUGUCAGUUUAGCAUAUGACCCACUCAAGUCACCUCAUUAUAAAGUUGUUUGUCUUUGGUUGGUUUCAAGACCUAUGAUUUUUGCUGCCAAUUGUCAAAUUGAGAUAUACUCAUCUGAAACAGCUUCAUGGAAGCUAUCUGGUGAGGUUUUCUCCAGAAUGUAUCGUAGUUACAUGAGAAAUGAUGUGUUUUGGAAUGGUUCAUUGCAUUGGAUAGACACAUUUUUCUUCGGCACUUUUUUUUUUACUUCAAUGUUGUACAAGAAAUAA
This is a messenger RNA of Papaver somniferum (opium poppy), 1056 nucleotides long. Its product is annotated as F-box protein At5g07610-like. The record is from RefSeq and is a predicted model, not a curated record. NCBI's taxonomy places the organism in Eukaryota, Viridiplantae, Streptophyta, Magnoliopsida, Ranunculales, Papaveraceae. Gene Ontology annotation, molecular function: protein binding. Bases 262 to 1056 code for a protein of 264 amino acids. The transcript is spliced from 2 exons.